CGCGUUCCGUCGCCGCCGCUCGUUUCGCCCCACUCCGUCAACAUCAUGGCGUCCUCCAUGACCAUGGCCUCGGCCCCCGUCGCUCAGACCACCAGCCUCAAGUCCUCCAAGUUCCACGGCGCCAAGGUGACCUCCCGCGCGCGCGUCGCCGCCGCCGCCGUCGACUCCCCGACGGCCGCAAGCUCCGCGUCGCCGUCAUCGGCGGCGGACCCGCGGGCGCGUGCGCCGCGGAGACGCUCGCCAAGGGUGGCUGCGAGACGUUCCUCAUCGAGCGGAAGAUGGACAACUGCAAGCCGUGCGGCGGCGCGAUCCCGCUCUGCAUGGUUGGCGAGUUUGACCUUCCCGAGGAGAUCAUCGACCGCAAGGUGACGAAGAUGAAGAUGAUCUCGCCGUCCAACCGCGCGGUGGACGUCGGGCAGACGCUCAACGACAAGGAAUACAUCGGCAUGUGCCGCCGCGAGGUCAUGGACGACUUCCUCCGCAAGCGCGCGAAGUCGCUCGGGACUAAUCUCGUGAACGGCCUCUUCAUGAAGCUCGAGGACCCGGGCCAGGGCAACGGCGCCAUCACGAUUCACUACAACGACUACGAAGCCGACUCCAAGGUUGGCGAGCCGAAGACGAUGGAGGUGGACUGCAUCAUCGGCGCGGACGGCGCUAACUCCCGCGUCGCGAAGAACAUCGACGCGGGCGAGUACGACUACGCGAUCGCGUUCCAGGAGCGCAUCAAGAUCCCGGACGAGAAGAUGGAGUACUACAAGGAUCUCGCGGAGAUGUACGUCGGCGACGACGUCUCGCCGGAUUUCUACGGCUGGGUGUUCCCGAAGUACGACCACGUCGCCGUCGGCACGGGCACGGUCGUGAACAAGACCGCGAUCAAGACGUACCAGGCGGCGAUGCGCAAGCGCGCGGAGGAGAAGUGCGCGGGCGGUAAGAUUAUCCGCGUCGAGGCGCACCCGAUUCCGGAGCACCCGCGCCCGAGGCGCGUGCAAGGCCGCGUCACGCUCGUCGGCGACGCCGCCGGCUACGUCACGAAGUGCUCCGGCGAGGGGAUCUACUUCGCCGCGAAGUCCGGACGCAUGGCCGCCGAGGCUGUCGUCGAGCGCUCCGAGAACGGCACGAAGGAGGUUGACGAGUCCGACCUCCGUCUGUACCUCGACAAGUGGGACCGCAAGUACUGGGCGACGUACAAGGUGCUCGACAUUCUCCAAAAGGUUUUCUACCGCUCCAACCCCGCGCGCGAGGCGUUUGUGGAGAUGUGCGCGGACGAGUACGUGCAGAAGAUGACGUUCGACUCCUACCUGUACAAGACGGUCGUCCCGGGCAACCCGCUCGACGAUAUGAAGCUCCUCGGGAACACGGUCGCGUCCAUCGUGCGCGCCAACGCGCUUCGCGCCGCCGGCAAGUCCCAGGUGAACGUGUAAA
Molecule: messenger RNA, 1422 nt
Organism: Micromonas pusilla CCMP1545
Lineage: Eukaryota; Viridiplantae; Chlorophyta; Mamiellophyceae; Mamiellales; Mamiellaceae
Exons: 3
Coding region: 279-1421 (380 amino acids)
Biological process (GO): photosynthesis; chlorophyll biosynthetic process
Cellular component (GO): chloroplast thylakoid membrane
Source: RefSeq, a predicted model, not a curated record